Eublepharis macularius is the source of this 6925-nucleotide messenger RNA. Its product is annotated as KIAA0232 ortholog. The record is from RefSeq and is a predicted model, not a curated record. Lineage: Eukaryota; Metazoa; Chordata; Lepidosauria; Squamata; Eublepharidae. Bases 381 to 4577 code for a protein of 1398 amino acids. The transcript is spliced from 9 exons.
UCCCCUCGGCGGGGCCGGCGCCGGUUUACGUAACGCCUCUCCGGGCAAAUUCCGGCUCGGUCCCGCCGCCUGACUCGGGACGGGUCGCCAGAGGCCCCGGCAGGUCCUGCUGGGGAUUUGCAUCUGGCUUCAAUGUGAAAUUAAGGUAGAAAAAUGCACAUAAACAUGUGUUUCCUGUUAAGAUUUAGUGUACUCAGUGGUUAUGCCUGAAGAGUGGGUCUUGUCUUUAGACUGAUAACUGCCAGGAAAUAUAAAUGAUUGUCCUAGAAGUCAAGCUUCUCUCCUCCUUAUUGGAGUGAAAAAUAUCCACCUCCAGGUUCCCACGGAAUAUCAUCUGCAGAAAAUGCAUCACAUUCUAAGGAUGACAGCCACCUAGAUUCAUGCACCCAAUCUAUACAGUUGUUGUGGAUGGUUUGCCAUCUGAAAGCUCCUCAAGCUCCUGUCUGGGCCCUGUACCUGUUUCAGAAAUGUCUCUGCUUCAUGCUUUGGGCCCAGUGCAGACCUGGCUGGGACAAGAGCUAGAAAAAUGUGGCAUCGAUGCCAUGAUUUAUACUCGCUAUGUCCUCAGUCUUCUGCUGCAUGAUAGUUAUGACUACGACCUGCAGGAACAGGAGAAUGACAUCUUCCUGGGCUGGGACAAAGGAGCUUACAAGAAAUGGGGAAAGAGUAAGAAAAAAUGCUCUGAUCUAACACUAGAAGAAAUGAAAAAACAGGCUGCUGUUCAGUGUCUUCGCUCUGCUUCUGAUGAAAGCUCUGGGAUUGAGACUUUAGUGGAAGAGCUCUGCUGUAGACUGAAGGAUCUCCAGAGUAAACAAGAAGAGAAGAUUCACAAGAAACUUGAGGGCUCUUUGCCCCCAGAGGUUGAUUUAUCUCCUGCAGCGAAGGACCAAGUGGAAAUGUACUAUGAAGCAUUUCCACCUCUUUCCAAGAAACCAGUCUGCCUGCAAGAAAUUAUGACUGUAUGGAAUAAAUCCAAAAUUUGUUCUUACUCCAGCUCCUCCUCUUCUUCUGCCGCCCCACCAACUAGCACGGAUACAUCUUCUCCCAAGGACUGCUUUAGCGAAAGUGAAGUAUCUAAAGAGAGAAACAGUAACAAAGUCCCUGUCGCCGCUGUACAUGAGAGAGCCUCCCAGAAAAAAGAUAAAGAUGAAAAAGAGAACAAGUUUGGAAGCAGCAGUGUUGAAGAGAAACCUGCUUUAUACAGAAAGCAAGUGCGACAUAAACCUGAGGGAAAGACACGUCCUCGAUCUUGGUCUUCUGGCUCCAGUGAAGGAGGUUCCAAUUCUAGCGGUAAUCAAGGUGAAUUAAAAGCAACCACCAAAUGUGUUAAAGUCAGGCAUAAAACAAGAGAGGUGAGGAGCAAAAAAGGGCGGAACGGGCAAAGCAGGCACUUGGUAAAAGCCAGCGAGAAGGCUGAAAGAAAACUUCAUGGUGGCAGCAGCAGCAGCAGCAGCAGCAAUGGAUCUAUCAAGCAACUGUGUAAGAGGGGCAAAAGGCCAUUUAAAGAAAUUGGAAGGAAAGACCCUGGGAACUAUGAGGGAAGAGAGCUAUAUUUUGAUAGCAGAAAUGAAAAGGAAUAUAAAGAAGAGCCCUUGUGGUAUACUGAGCCAAUAACAGAAUAUUUUGUUCCCAUGAGUAGGAAAAGUAAGCUUGAGACAACAUACCGCAGCAGGCAAGAUGUAUGCGAGAGAACAUCCGAGGCUGUAGAAGAAUUAGCUGAAUCAGUGCAAGGUCUUUGCAUUAGUAACAAUAAUAUUAAUAAAACAUACCUCGCGGCAGGUACUUUCAUCGAUGGCCAUUUUGUGGAAAUGCCUGCAGUUCUAAAUGAGGACGUUGGCCUCACUAGAACCUCAAUGUGUUCUCAACCAGAGGACGACACACACUCAGAUGGUGUUCAUCUGUCAGAACUAACACACUUCUAUGAAGUGGAUAUUGACCAAUCCAUGUUGGAUUCUGGUGCCUCAGGCAAGAUGCAAGGAGAGAGUCGGAUUUUGAAUAUGAUUCGGCAGAAAAGUAAAGAGGGGGCUAAUUUCGAGGCAGAAUGUUGCAUAGUGUUUGAUGGAAUGGAGUUGCAAGGGGAAAGUGCAAUAUGGGCGGAUUCAGCCACCUCUGUUGGUGCUGAAGGGUGGUUCUUGCAAGAUCUUAGUAACUUAGCUCAAUUUUGGGAGUGCUGUUCAUCUUCUAGCUCUGGUGAUGCAGACGGGGAGAGCUUUGGAGGAGAUUCUCCUGUUAGACUUUCCCCUCCCUUAGACAGCACAAUGCUUAAUUCACACAUGCUUGCAGGCAAUCAAGAGCUGUUUUCAGAUACUAAUGAAGGGUCUGGUUUAAAUUCUUUUUCAGUGUUUGAAGUGCAAUGCAGUAAUUCUGUCUUACCGUUUCCUUUUGAAAAACUUAGUUUGGGAAAUGAAAAUACAGAUUCUAGUAGCAAUGUUGGUAUGUUUGGGAAAACGCAGUCUAGAUUGUUAAUAUGGACCAAAAAUAGUGCCUUUGAUGAAAAUGAACACUGUUCUAAUCUAUCAACAAGAACUUGUAGUCCAUGGUCAUACUCCGAAGAAACACGUUCAGACAAUGAGAAUUUAAAUAUUCCAUUUGAAGAAUCCCCUCAGUUUAAUUCGGAUGAUGUUAAUUAUGUAGUUCCUAGAGUGUCUUCAAGUUACGUAGAUGAAGAAGUUAUAAAUUUUUUGCAAGAGGAAAACUGCCAGGAACAGGCUAGACCUUUAGGAGAAAUACCCACCUUAAUUUUUUCAAAAAAAUCCAAACUAGAAUCUGUUUGUGGAAUUCAGUUAGAACAAAAAUCUGAAGGCAAAGAAUAUGAACCUACACAAGUGUGUAGUGACAGCAGUCCACAUGAAGAUGACUAUGGCUCAGGGGUUAUUAAAGACAUUUGGACAAAUAUGACAGACAGAAAUUCUGCAGCAAUUGUGGAAAUAGAUGGCAUAGAAGAAGAAUUGUUUUCAGCUGAUGUAAAUCAUUACUGCUGCUGCUUAACUAGUGAAGCAAAGGAAGAAGUUCUCCAGGAUCUAAAUAAAGCCGUGCAGAGAUCGGAGUAUCAUCUUUGGGAAGGUCAGAAAGAGAACCUGGAGAAAAGAGCUUUUGCUUCAAACCAUGUAUCAAAAGUGGACUGUGGCGAUUAUACUACACCCUCUAAACCAUGGGACGUUAACCCAGAUAAAGAGAGUUCGUUUAUUCUUGGAGGAGUCUAUGGGGAGCUGAAAACGUUCAACAGUGAUGGUGAGUGGGCAGUGGUGCCACCCAGUCACCCAAAAGGCAACUUAUUGCAGUGUGCCGCUUCUGAUGUAGUUACAAUAGCUGGUACAGAUGUCUUCAUGACCCCAGGAAACAGCUUUGCCCCUGGCCACAGACAGUUAUGGAGACCAUUAGUAUCCUUUGAACAGAGCGAGCCAUUGAAGUGUGGCGAUCAUGGAUUAAAUAGGGGGUUUUCGUUUAUCUUCCAUGAAGACUUGUUAGAAGCUUGUGGUAAUUUUCAAGGCGAAGAGUCUGGUCUCGAAUAUUCAUUCUCUUCCUUUGACUUGAAUAAUCCAUUUUCACAAGUUCUUCAUGUAGAAUGUACAUUUGAACCAGAAGGAAUUGCAUCCUUCAGCCCUUGCUUUAAACCCAAAUCUAUCCUUUGCUCUGAUUCUGAUAGGGAAGUUUUUCAUCCUAGAAUAUGUGGUGCUGGGAGGACACAGUACAGAGCGAUACGGAUUUCUCCAAGAACUCACUUCCGCCCAAUUUCUGCAUCUGAACUUUCUCCAUGUGGUGGAAGCGAGUCUGACUUUGAAUCAGAGAAAGAUGAGGGGAAUAUUCCUGCCCCUCCUCAAGCUGAGGUAUUUGAUGAUACACAAGCAGAUCUCAAACCACUGGAAGAGGAUGCAGAAAAAGAGGGGCAUUAUUAUGGCAAGUCAGAGCUUGAGUCUGGGAAGUUCCUUCCUAGGUUAAAAAAGUGUGGAAUGGAAAAGAGUGCCCAGACAUCUCUGGAUUCCCAGGAAGAGUCAUCUGGAAUGUUGCUGUCAGAAAACGAGAAUUCUUGUUUGGAGUGCAGUAUGAACGAACUGCCAGACGGGAGGGCUGUGGAAAGUUCUCAAGUGAGUUGCAACAUUGUGGAGCCACAAGAAGAGGAAGACAAGUCUUGCAGUUGCAAAGAUGACUCGUACAAAGAUAACCUUGUUUCUUCAGCACCGCUAAAAGAGUUUCCUGGAUUGAAUAACGAUCUUCAGAAAAUAAGCUACAAUCAAGCAAAGCAGUGCUGGUGGGAGAAAGCUCUCUAUACCCCACUCUUCCCUUCACCACAGUAUGAAGAAUGCUGUACAAGUGUCAGGAAGGAGAAUGGCAUUGGAGAAUGUACAGAUAUAAAAGAAAUGCCGCCCAGCGAAGAACAUCUUUUAGAUAUUAAUAUGGUUUCUUCUGUUCAUGAAGCAAGAUGCGCAAAUCCUAGAAGCUGCGAAACAAAAUCAAAUGGCUUUAGGAAGAAACUCUACUCUAGUGACAGCUCCAGCUCAGAAGGCACAGCGUCAGAAGGGGGAAAUGGAUGGGCAGAUCCUUGUGAAGAGGAACUUUUCUCUCGAACUCACCUGUAAAACUGCAGAGUUAAAGCUGGUGGUUGAGAUUAGCCUGAGAUGAAAAACUCUCUUCCUGAGAACCUGUAACUUGAAAACCAAUUGAGUUUCCCCUUCAGUUAAUGGAUUCAGAAGUGUAUUUAUCUUUCUCUUCUUGGUAUUUUUAUUUUCAGUAGCUGGGAUCGCUGUCCCAUUGAAAGGCAUUUCUUUUCUUCCUCCAAACUUAGCUUCUUGGCUAUUUGGACCUAGAGUAGAUUGUGUUGUCCAAUCAAGAAUGGAUGUGCAUGUGAUUUGUCUUGGUAGUAUCACUGCUCUUUUGCAUUCUAGCUGCAGUUACUUUUAUUUUUAACUGUAGCCCUAUCAGUAUUACUAUCUUACUAGCAUUGCAGUGUCUACAACUAUUCAGAGAUUUUAAUCUUUUAGCAUAUUAGGCUUUGUUCUUUAAGAUUUGGGAGAUAAAUACUUAACACUGUAAUCUAUCAGUGCCUUUCUGAAUGUGGGAAGAAAGCGUGUGUGGUGUGUCCAGUUGUUAAGAUCUCAUAACUUUGGAGUAGGAAUACUAGGGCUGUGCUUUAGAGACUUUCAGAAACUGUGUUUUCUAUUCUAUGAUCUCUCUUCUUGACUCAGACAAACACAGUUGAAACUAUUGUUUGUUCCCUUCUUGCCAACUGAGGAAGUCAAGGAUUUUUGUAGGCAAGGGGAGAAAACACAAUUUUCCUCCCUUCCCACCCCACUUCCCCUCGUUUGUCUUUAUCUUUCAGGGCUCUGUGUUGUAAAGUAAAUAAUUAAAAGCAAGUGACACUUCAUUGACAGAUCCCUGACACACUUACUUUAGAGGAUGCCCUGUUGAUUCAGUGGGCUUUACUUGUAGCCAAGUGUGCCUCGGAUUGUGUCUUUAAACUCCCUAGGGAAAUGAAUGGGCUGUGGAUCUUGUCACAAGCUACAGAGAUUUGGUCUGAAUGAAGCCAUCUCAAAGUCUCCCUGUUCAACCUUUUAUAUGCAGAGAGUCCUUCAAAAUAAAUCUGGUGGAUCUCCUGCAGUCAGCUACUUGUGUGGCUCUGAUUUAGCAAAACUGGUAGCUACUUUUGUCUCCUGAGAGAAUGUUAGGAGUAAGUUGUGAGUUGUGGGUGGGAGUGGGGAACAUGAUGACUUACACGUGUGAUUGCAGUAGUGAUUGUUGCUUUAUGUGACCUGCUCUUAACAGUUUAUUUUAACAUAGUCGGUGCAUCUGUCAAGUUGUAACUGUGCAAGACUAUCAACUCCCUGUGCUACUAACGUAUUAUGCAAAUCAUAUGAGCCAGGAGGAGCAAUAUUGGUUUUUACCAUUUCAUAGUUUUAAAAAAUUGAUCUAUACAAUAGUAGCAUGUUUAAGACAUCAGAAAGUGCAGAAAGUUUACUGUUGACUUGAAAAUGCUAAGCCAUUAAUUUUGAGAGGCAAGAAACUCCUAACAAUUAUAUAGUUAUUUGAAAUGGUGAGCUAAACUGGCUUUGAAAUUAUAUUCUGUGCUAGUGAGCUAAACUGAAUUUGAGUUUUGUUGCCUUUUCUUAAUUGAUAGUACGUGAUUAAGAUCUCGGGUAUCAACCCCUUUGUAAGGUUGCAUGUAUCCUUUCUGUUAAAAUUCGACUCCAUUGGCCUGGUUUGUACUUUACAGGGAAAUGUUAUUAAUAGCUGCUUUUAAGCUACGUUAUUUUAGCAUUCAUUCAAUGAAUCUUUACAGUGUUUUUUUUUCUUAUUUGAGAUUCUGGAUAAGUUUUUAUAUAUUUACUUCUUCUGGAGCUUCCUUAAAAAAUGUUGUAUAGCACAUGCACUGAGAAUAUUGUCUGUUGACAUGAAAGCAAAAAGAACGAAACCAGUAAAAUUCUAAUGAUUAACUUGAGUGUCAUUAUUAGAAUAAGGAAUGACCAAAUGGGAAUAUUGAGGGGGAGGGGGAACCACACCUUUUUAACUCAGCUUAUUUAGGAUAGAGAUCUCAGUGAAAGGGUGAUUGUUGAUGUUGGUUACCUUAUGAUUUAAUAUUUUAACACCUUCGAAAAUUUACAUGUUACGUGUGGGCAAUAACAAAUAAUAUUUAUUUGUUUUCAUAAUUGAAUGGGGAAAAAUUCUGAAGCUUUCCAGUGAGAAGGUUGGUGUGUGAGUUUGUGUUUUUUUUUUUUUGCAAGGAUAAUUUAAAAGUGGAGAUGCUGAAAUGCACUGUGGUAUGAAGCGCAUAUCCAUAGCACUGAAGUAUCAGUUUUUCAUUCCUGGGCUGAAUUUGUUUCUACUUUUUUGCUUCAAGUGCUUGUAUUGUUCUGAUUUCACAUACACAAGAGUAACUGAAUUUGUUUUUUGUGGAGUUACUUAACACCAAAUAAAAGAUAAAAGGACAGUU